AUGGGCGGGCACUCUUCUCUUCAAGUCUAGAGAAGAAGUUGCUUAAGGCAGGCUGCUGUGUGGAAUAGUAGUUUUUUGAUGAGCAGCCGCCAGCAUGAACACGCUAAGUCAACACUUCGACGAGAAAGUGCGUCCCUGCAUUGAUCUGAUAGACUCGCUCCGCUCUCUGGGAGUGGAGCAGGACCUGGCGCUGCCCGCUAUCGCCGUCAUCGGAGACCAAAGCUCGGGGAAGAGCUCUGUGCUGGAGGCGCUCUCCGGAGUGGCGCUGCCGAGAGGAAAGGGAAUUGUGACAAGAUGUCCCCUUGAAUUGAAGAUGAAGCGAAAGAAAGCUGGAGGAGAGUGGUAUGGAAAAAUUAAAUAUCGGGAUCACGAAGAAGAAUUAGAAGAUCCAGCAGUUGUUGGGGAGAAGAUUGUGGAAGCUCAGAACAUUCUCGCUGGUGAAGGGGUGGACAUUAGUGAAGAUCUCAUUACUUUGGAGAUUGCUUCUCCUGAUGUUCCAGACCUCACACUGAUCGACCUCCCUGGAAUCACCCGUGUGGCUGUCCAGGGCCAAAGAGAGGACAUCGGAGAAACUAUAAAAAGACUCAUCUGGCGGUUCAUCAAAAAACAAGAGACAAUCAGUUUGGUGGUUGUCCCUUGUAAUGUGGACAUAGCCACGACAGAGGCUUUGAAGAUGGCCCAGGAAGUGGAUCCUGAUGGAGAAAGGACUUUGGGUAUUUUGACUAAACCAGAUCUGGUGGACAAAGGCACAGAGGAGACAGUGGUGGACAUAGUACAUAAUGAGGUCAUCCAUUUAACAAAAGGGUUUAUGAUCGUCAGGUGCCGAGGUCAGAAGGAGAUCACAGACAAUGUAUCUCUGCCAGAUGCCAUACGAAAGGAGGAGGUCUUCUUUAGGGACCAUGCUUUUUUUCAUACUCUAUACAAGGAAGGGUUUGCUACAGUCCCCAGGCUGGCAGAGAAGCUUACCUUGGAGCUGGUGUGUCAUAUUGAGAGGUCUCUUCCUCGACUUGAACAACAAAUAGAAGAGAAACUGAAGGAAACACAGGUGGAGUUGGAGAAAUACGGUACUGGACCUCCAUCUGAUGCAGGAGAGAGGCUCAUCUUUCUUAUAGAUAAAGUAACAGCGUUCACUCAAGAUGCCCUCAGUUUAACCACUGGAGAUGAACUUAAGUGUGGAGACAAGCUCAAUGUCUUUUCUACACUCAGGAAAGACUUUGCCAAAUGGAAAGCUGUUUUGGACAGAUCAGGGAAUCACUUUAAUGAGAAAAUUCAGAAAGAGGUGGAAAUCUAUGAAGAUAUGUAUCGGGGGAAGGAGCUGCCCGGUUUUAUUAACUAUAAAACCUUCGAAGCCAUGGUAAAGGAACAGAUCAAGCAGUUGGAGGAACCUGCUAUCAAAAGGCUCAAGGAGGCAGGAGAUUCUGUUCGGAAGGUGUUCAUACAGUUGGCCCAAAGUAGCUUCACAGGAUUUCCAAACCUUCUGAAAACAGCCAAGAACCAUAUUGAAUCUAUUAGACAGGAGAAGGAGACCACUGCAGAGGACAUGCUGCGCACUCAGUUCAAAAUGGAGAUGAUAGUCUACACCCAGGAUAGGACCUACAGUGACAGUCUGAGUGAGAGAAAGCGAGAAGAGGAUGAGGAGGAAGAAAGACGCCCAAAAUUCCACAAAAACAGGAGCAUUGUCUACUACAUGGACAACAAGGCAACUCUCCAAGAACUCAUGUUACACCUAAAAUCCUAUUACCAAAUUGCAAGCCAACGUCUAGCAGACCAGAUUCCGAUGGUCAUCCGUUACAAAAUGUUGCAGGAAUUGGCUGUGGAACUUCAGAGGCAGAUGCUGCAGAUGCUUCAAGACAAGGAACAAGUGGAGUUCUUGCUCAAAGAAGAUUAUGACAUCGGCACCAAACGAGCCGCUUUGCAAAGUCGUCACAAGCGCCUCUUGAAGGCCCGUGCAUAUUUAGUUAAGUUCUAGUUAUCACACAUUAUUUAUAUGAUAUACUGUAUAAUGAAGUCAGUACUGUCAGUCAUUCAGCCUCUGCCUACUUCACACAACUAAUUCAAUAUAUUCAUCCAUAACUACUGAAAAAAUGGGCAGGGUUAGAGUUUAUAAUGCCUUCACUAUGGUGUUGCUCAAGAAUGUUAAACUUUCACAUUUAAACCUGGUUAGCAAUACUGCCCCCUGGUGGUUAUUUUGUGAAAUUACAUAUUACUUAUAGACAGGUUCUCGAGCAAUAUUAGUAGGUUUGUAUGAAGCAAUCUGUAGGCAGAAAAUCUCAGAAAACAUAGAAGAAUGAAGUUUAUUCAAAAAACACAUAUAAAAAUAAAACACUUUACAGAACAUUUUCAUUCCCCAUUGUCAACAGGGCUCCCUUGACUAAUGUCAUCAUUGUCAGAUUUCUCAUCAUCUAAAAUACAAAAAGAUAUAUUAAGAAUUACAUAAACUAUAUUUUACAUUAGAUAAUCAGAUAAUUACUCACUUUCAAGAGUCUGCUGAAGUUCUUGUAUGGUGCUAAGAAGCACAUGAAACUGUUUUUUCCUCAACUCCAACUGAAAUAAUUGAAAAGAUCGAUUUAAUCUGACCGGAUGAGGUAAAAUAGUGUUGCUCAAAAAAUCUAAUAUAUAUAUACACACACAAUACCUUUGCAUCUACAUUUUCUUUAAUAUGAGACAGCUGCUGAAGCUCUUUGUCCAGUGCCUCCAACUGUCUGCAAAAAGGAUAAGUGUUACCAUAAAAAGAAUUACACACAUUUACUUCAUAAAAAAAACUUACUUUAAAGUUUCAUGUCUGUCUGGAUGUUGUUGUAUUACUUUAGCAAGAGCAUCAUAUUCUGUAAAACAAAAGUAUGGAUAUUACACUGCCAUAUAUACAUUAAAUGAGCACAUGGUGAAGUUUUAAGUUCAAGAAUUAUUUUCAAUUUUCGUGACAGUUUAGUUAAUCAGAUGGGAGACAUGUUGUUGGCAGAAACUGUAUGUGAAUAAGUAGUAAGUAAACGUUGCUACCUUGUCGAUUCUUUCGGAUUCUUUUGGCUCUUUGGAUUUCUUUUUUGCAUUCAGCUAUUUUCUCAUGUGCAGAUGUGAUGUUUUGCUCUACAAAUAAACAAAGAAUAUAAAUGA
Molecule: messenger RNA, 3111 nt
Organism: Boleophthalmus pectinirostris (great blue-spotted mudskipper)
Lineage: Eukaryota; Metazoa; Chordata; Actinopteri; Gobiiformes; Gobiidae
Product: interferon-induced GTP-binding protein Mx-like
Exons: 12
Coding region: 95-1969 (624 amino acids)
Biological process (GO): defense response to virus
Cellular component (GO): cytoplasm; microtubule; membrane
Molecular function (GO): GTPase activity; microtubule binding; GTP binding
Source: RefSeq, a predicted model, not a curated record